Polypterus senegalus (gray bichir) is the source of this 4834-nucleotide messenger RNA. It is a transcript of the gene map3k20a, whose product is annotated as sterile alpha motif and leucine zipper containing kinase AZK. The record is from RefSeq and is a predicted model, not a curated record. Gene Ontology annotation, cellular component: cytoplasm. The coding region runs from base 240 to 2639 and encodes 799 amino acids. NCBI's taxonomy places the organism in Eukaryota, Metazoa, Chordata, Cladistia, Polypteriformes, Polypteridae. The transcript is spliced from 20 exons. Gene Ontology annotation, molecular function: ATP binding; protein binding; protein kinase activity. Gene Ontology annotation, biological process: protein phosphorylation.
CUCAGAUUCCAGACUCCUUAUACAACCUCACAGUUGAGUCUCAGCUUUCCAUUUGUCAAAGCCUGUGAGAUCAGGUCUUAGUGACAUAGUAGCUGUUUCAUGGAUUGCGCUAUGCCCUGCAGUCGAUGGUAAAUCAACUUGGAGAAUCUAUUAAAGUCAGCCGCCCAGCUUGAAGUUUUCUAAUCACUCACUAAGUCUUUGAAAAGCCUAUUUCGGACAGUAUCACUUGUCAUUAUGAAAUGUCGUCCCUUGGAGCCUCCUUUGUUCAGAUCAAGUUAGAUGACAUCCUCUUCUAUGAGAACUGUGGCGGUGGAAGCUUUGGAAGUGUUUAUCGAGCAAAAUGGAUAUCGCAGGACAAAGAGGUGGCAGUAAAAAAGCUUCUUAAAAUUGAAAAUGAGGCAGAAAUACUGAGUGUCCUUAGUCACAGGAACGUUAUCCAGUUUUAUGGAGCUAUUCUUGAAGCGCCUAACUAUGGUAUUGUAACAGAAUAUGCAGGUGGAGGAAGUUUAUAUGACUACCUAUCCAGUGCUAAAAGUGAAGAAAUGGACAUGGGUCAGAUAAUGACAUGGGCAAUGGACAUAGCUAAAGGAAUGCACUAUUUACACAUGGAAGCUCCAGUACGAGUAAUCCAUAGGGAUCUGAAAUCCAGAAAUGUGGUGAUCACUGCUGAAAAAAUACUGAAGAUCUGUGACUUUGGAGCCUCCAAGUUUCACUCCCACACUACUCAUAUGUCACUAGUUGGAACAUUCCCAUGGAUGGCCCCUGAAGUAAUACAGAGCCUACCAGUGUCAGAGACGUGUGACACAUACUCCUAUGGAGUGGUUCUGUGGGAAAUGCUGACUCGUGAGAUUCCUUUCAAAGGUUUGGAAGGGCUACAAGUUGCUUGGCUAGUUGUAGAGAAAAAUGAGAGGUUGACCAUUCCUAGCAGUUGCCCACCAAGUUUUGCUGAAUUAAUGAGACAAUGCUGGGAAACAGAUGCAAAGAAAAGACCAGUGUUUAAGCAAAUAAUGUUGACCCUGGAAUUGAUGUCCAAGGACAGUCAGCUGCCUGAUCAGUGCAACUCCUUCCUGCACAAUAAAGCAGAGUGGAGGUGUGAAAUUGAAGCAACUCUAGAGAGGUUAAAAAAGUUGGAACGUGACCUAAGCACCAAAGAGCAAGAACUCAAGGAGAGAGAGCAACGCUUGAAGAUGUGGGAGCGCAAGUUGGUAGAGCAGUCCAACACACCGCUUCUUCCAUCAUAUGACAUUUAUACGUGGACAGAAGAACAUGUGCAUUUCUGGGUGGAGCAACUUUUUAAUGAAGGAGAGUUUUCCAGCGACAUGAAGAGAUAUGCAGAAUUAAUUAAGGAAAACCACAUUACAGGCAAACGUCUACUACUUUUGACAGAAAAUGACAUGAAGGAUAUGGGGAUUAAAUCCAAAGGGCACAUUAUUCAUUUAAAGUCUGCAAUUGAGAAAUUAGCCCAAGAUUAUCUGAGUCUCUUCCAUUUUCCACCUUUGAUGAAGGAAGAUGAACUGCAAUUAGAAGAAGAUGCCAUAAAAAUUGUGAACCUGGAACUGGUAUUUGGGUACCAUUUGAAGCCAGGAACUGGCCGAAAGGAUUGCAAAUGGAAAAUGUACAUGGAGCUGGAUGGGGAUGAGGUGGCAAUAGCAUAUAUUAAGGAUGUGACUUUUGUACCAAGCAGACCAGAUAUUGAUGUCCUAAAAAUGACUAAGCCUCCUUUUGUUAUGGACAAGUGGAUUGUUGGAAUUCAAGAAAAUGAGACUGUCGAAUGUAUUGUGAAUUAUGAGAAUGAUGUGCGAUCACCAAAAGUCACAAAGCAUUACCAUUCAGUACAAUGGCCAAUAAGUAGUCAGGAUGAAAUUAAAACUGUCCAGCUUCUAAUACAGACUGGCAUUGCAAAGGACAGUGAAGGAAAACCAAGAAGCCGGACAGGAUCAAAUGUGGAUCCCAAAUGGAUAUACAACUUGCGAAUGAGACAGGUGCUUAAUGACCAGAAGCCUCCUGCUGCCUUACCUCAUUCUGCUAGCUCCAGUGUGACUACUUUACCUCAGUUUCUUUCCUUCUGUUCUGACCAAGCUUCCUACGCAUCAGCAGUGAGGAGACCUUCAAAUCACCUACAACCCUCCUCCUGGAACAGUUCAAGAAGCUCUUCCCCAACAGGUGGACUCACCAGAAAAAUAUCUGGUGUAUUCCUUGACUCCAAAGGAAACAGCUCUUCCAGUACAACUUCAGAAAACAUGUCAGAUAAAGAGCGCUCCUACACACCCCGGGCAAGAGGGAGUUACCACAAUAGGAACUCUGAUGCAGGGGCUUGGAAGACAGUCCACGGGAAUAAUUACAACCUGACGCCUUCUGCGCCAUUUCGGCAAGACAAUAGACACCACAGACCCUACCAUCAGACUCGUGCUUUGACACCGAAAACAAAUAAUUGGGGUCAAGCAUCCCAUAAGCACUCACCGCCAAUACCAGGCAUGUUCCUACCAGUGGAUGACAAUAGCAAAAGUGACACAGAAGAUGCCAAAGCCAGUGAAGGAGGAUGGAUUAAAGUGCAGCGCCAGAAGAAAUCUUCAAAGCAGGACAGCAAACAGAUGAGAGGUCGGCCAAGGAGAGGAAGCCGUGGUCGUGGUCGCAACUGAUUUUAGGAUUCCAUAGGAUACUCAAAUGCACAUCUCUUUGCUAUAGAACUUCCUUUGACAAGUCAGGGUUUAACAUUUUAACAGUAUGUAUUGAUCAUGUUUCCUUAUAGUGAGUGUAUUAUAAAUUGGUUUACCAUUGAAGGCUUGUACAGUCAGGAUUAAUGGUAAGUGCAAUGUGUAUAAUUGUCACAUUGCUAGAACUUAAAGUAAAUACUGAUGAAAGAAUAAUGUAGAUACAAAUACUGUAUGUUCAGUGGCAAAACCAAAGAUUUUUUUUAGUACAAAUUGAGGUCUAAGUGACAUGUCUAACACCUAUCCAUACAUUUUUUAGACCACUUUUUCAAUUAUAAGGUGGAUAUUUAGUCAGAGCUUAUCUCAAAAACAUUGUGUGCAAGACGAGAAACCAAACCCUGGGUGGAAUAUACAGUCAAAUCUAUUAAAAAGCAUUCAUUCCAUUUUACGUUUUCACAUUUUAUCAUUAUGCAACAUUAAAUCAUGAUUAAAGUAAAUUUGGCUUCAGCACUUGAUGCACCUUUGGCAGCCAUGACAGCCUUGAAUCAUUGUGCACAGAUUGUACUUUGUCUCUAUCAGCUUUGCAUAUCUGGAGACUGCAGUUUUUCUGCAUUCUUCUUUUCAAAAACUCUGUCAGACUGCACGGGAAUCUUGAGAAAACAGCCUUUUUCCAUGUCCAGGCACAAAGUCCUAACUGGAUUGAGAUCUGGGCUCUCACUUGGCCACUUCAGGAAAUUAAAACUGUUGUGUUUUGCUGCAUUCAUUUUAACCUCUACCCUCACAAGCCUUCUGGAGCCUGUUACACAGAACUAUAUCCUUAGCGUGUAAAAUGGAGAUAACAACGAUUCAGAGAGAAUGGAAGUCUAAGAUGAACAAUUCUGGAUAACAAACAAUAUCAAAAACAUCUAUAAAAAAAACUCAGGUUACUUGUGCUAAAUAAUGAACAAGUCAAGUUAAGUCAUCCAGUUGAAUGCUCCUAACAUCAAAAUGCAUGCAUCUUUUGCUAAAAUAAUGUCAAAUAAAUAAAUGAACAAUGAAAGUAGUCCACAAACAGGAUGGCCAUUCACACAGAGUUAUCUUUAUAAAUUAAGACCCACUUCUGCCCCUUAUUUAUCAAUCAGGAGUGCUUUCUUCAAUUCAAAAGUGUGUUCUAGUAUGAAUAGGCUUCCUGACUACUUUCAUUUUCCAGAGAAUUCAUUUAACAAUAUUUUAGCCAAAAGUGCAGCGUUUUCCAUGUUGUGAGCAUAGAUUUGGGUGACUUGACAUGUAGAUUAUGCAACUCAGGUAACAUAACAUUUUUUUCAUGGAAUUUUGAUAUUGUUUGCUGUUGCCCAACACUGGUCACCACAGGGUUUCAUUCUGUCAGGAACCUUAUCUCCAGUCUCCAUGAAAACAUGAAAUGAAACAUUUUUUCUUGGUCAUCACUACAAAUCAUGUGGGGUAAAUAACAUAUACAACAAAAAUAUACCUCAUUUUUAGGUGGAUUUUCUUAUAAAGCUAGAUAGGCACAUUGGGUAUAAAUAGCUUUCAGAUCCUCUAUUUAUACUCUAUCAAAUCAAGCAAUAAUGCAUAUGUAACACUUUUUUUAUUUAAGACUAUGUAAUGGUUUUAUAUUAUAAUGAUAAAUAUGUUUCCUUUAACCCCAGAAUUAACUUAGAGGAAAAAUAUGCUUUUGUAAUGUAGGGAGGUCAACACAUUUGACAGUAUCUAAAAAAAGAUUAUAAAUCAGCUUCCACAACCAUACAAAACCAACAUCAUUUGGAGAAAAUAAAUUUGCUUAAAGUAUUUACACAGGCAUUGCUUUAUCGUGUUAAGUCCUAUAGUGAUCCUAUUCUCCUCUUUUAUACUCUUUAUUGUGUAGAUUUUAAUAAAAUGUCUAAAAUCCCCUAUACUUACUGCUCUGUGAUAAGGUACUUUAGCACUUCUAUCCCCUCCCCUUCUACAUCUGUAAUCUCAAGCAUUUAGACAAGCAUUUAAGUUACACAUUUAAUUUUGUAUUAUUAAUAAUAAUGCCCAAAAAUAUUAAGGAAGCAGAGUACCUUGUGGAUACUGGCCAACCAUACCCUUACUGCCUAAGUAGCAGUGCAUCUUGUGUCCAUAAGCAUUUUUUGGCUUUGCUUGUUUUUAAUGUCACUAUUAGGAUACAAUGAAGGGAGCAGGCUACACAGAAAAAGGGAAAAGUG